Molecule: messenger RNA, 6024 nt
Organism: Caenorhabditis elegans
Lineage: Eukaryota; Metazoa; Nematoda; Chromadorea; Rhabditida; Rhabditidae
Gene: osm-1
Product: Intraflagellar transport protein osm-1
Exons: 25
Coding region: 746-5959 (1737 amino acids)
Biological process (GO): cilium organization
Cellular component (GO): intraciliary transport particle; cilium
Source: RefSeq, marked reviewed
GGCCAAACUUUUAAAGAUGGAGUAGCAUCAGUCGGGAAAAUGUUAAGAACCACUCCAAUGGUCUCAAAAUAACCGAAUAUCAUAAUAAAACUUUUCAAACGUUUUUUGAAAAUUUUUUAUUUACUGUCAAAAAGUGGCAAUUACUCAGUUUUGUCACUCAUCAUUUUGGAAGUCGACCAAAAAAAGGUUUUUUUCCUACAUUUCUUAUAAUGUCAUUUUGCUUUAAAUAUUUGUAUUAAAACACUGUAGGGGUUGGAACAUGCGACAUUGCUUUGGAUUUCCUCAAAAGCUCAUAUGUCAAAAUUUUGGCACUGUGCCAAAACUUUGACCGGAAAUUAUGAAAAAUCUGAAACUUUUUGGAGUGUAUUAAGUUGUUUUAAAUUAUUUCAAGUGUGUUUAGAUAAAAUCCUAACUGGCGCUACUCCACCUUUAAACUAUAUUAUAUAUUUUUUCUUCAUAUUCAAAAAUGGAUCUCAGAUAUUUUUUUUUGAAUUCAAUCUUAAAUUUACCAGCACUCAAAUUAUACUUUCAUGUCUGUUGUUAAAAAAAUCCCACUCACCAAAUUUUCUUGAACAAUCUAGGAAAUACCACAAAUUGCAUGAAAGAACGUGUGAGCUUAAGGGCGGUGGUGUGUGAGCCUUGCUCUUGUGCAUUUCAUAGCUACCAUGGCAACGGAGCACACACCAGACGGCUCCCCUUGUUCCGUUGCCCCCUUUCUUGCAGUUAUUCAGUUCAUGAGGAUUAAAUGAAACUCAAGUAUCUUUCAACUAUUCUCCCAGCUCAGGAUGGAGAAGCAAAGAUCAGCAACAUUUCGUGCUCUCCAAAUGGUUCUCGUGCAGCGAUUGCCUGUUCCGAUCGAUCAGUCGCUUUGUUAGAUGAAAAUGGAGUGCAGAAGGAUAGAUUCACUUGCAAACCGAUUGAUGCAAAGUACGGAAAAAAAUCGUUCACCGUAUUGUGCAUGACCUUUUCACCUGAUUCGUCACGCAUCGCCAUCGGACAAAGCGACAAUGUUCUCUUCAUUUAUAAAGUCGGUACCUCUUGGAAUGAGAAGAAAGUGAUUGUCAACAAAUUUGUGCAACCAUCCGCUGUCACUUGUUUGAGUUGGCCAUUUGAUGACAAAAUUUUGGUUGGUCAAUUGGAUGGAAAAGUUCGUAUCGGACUCAUCAAGACAAACAAAUGCAGCUCACUAUACAAAACCGACGAGACAGUAGUUUCGAUUCAAACUCACCCGAAACGGACAUCUUUCGUAUCGGCGCACCAGGAUGGAUCUAUUAUUUUGUACAAUUUCAGUAGCAGAACUCAGUCCAAAAUCUGCACGCUGCAAGUUCCUCCGUACAAUUUGGUAUUCACAAACCACGGGCUGGUUGUAGCGACUUCCGAUCGAAGAGUGCUGUCCUAUACCGAGAACGGAGUUGUUCAGCAGCAAUUUGACUACAAUGAUCAAUCCGAAAAAGAGUUCUCUUCGAUUUCCUGUGAUCCUACUGCUCAGAACGUUGUGGUAGCAAGUUAUGACAGACUACGCCUAUUCUCCUGGUCUGCCAGAAGAGGUGCCUGGGAUGAGGGUGCUCCGUUGGAAAUUCAAAAUGCAUAUACAAUUGGUGCACUUGGUUGGAAAAUGGAUGGUAGUACUAUUUAUGCGGGUACCGUGUGUGGCGGAGUAUUUUCCGUCGAUUGUUGCCUGCGACGCGGUAUGCUAAAAAGUCGCUUCGAGACCACAUAUGUCGCACCAUCACACGUUAUUCUGCGUGACGUCACAAACGACACGAGAACCAACGUGAUCUCCAACAAAGGACUAGCAAUUGAUGAACUGAAAAUUAUGGGAAAGGAUAGAUAUGUUAUUGGAUACACCUCUUCAAGCAUCAUCAUCGCUGACACAGAAUCGCAAAGAUUCUCGGAGCUGGAGUGGCAAAGUGGAGGCCAUGAAAAGUUUUAUUUCGACUUCAAUAACUGUUGCUUAAUCAUUAAUGCCGGUGAAGUCACAGUUGUCGAGUAUGGAGUGGAUGGUUCACUGGGAUGGGUGAGAACUGAGCUCACUAGUCCUCACUUGCUCAGUGUGCAAGUUAGUGGGCCUGAUGUGGAAGAGCACAAAAAAGUGAAGAAGUUGGCGUAUUUAGUGGAUCCCACAACUAUUUCGAUUAUUAAUCUGAUCAAUGGCCAACAAGAAAGCUUCAUAAACCACACUGGUGCAGUUGAUUGGAUUGAGCUCAAUGAGCGUGCUUCAAAACUUCUUUAUCGUGAUAAGCGAUCCAAAGUCACUCUUGUCGAUAUUUCAUCUGAUCAACGAAGUGUUCUUCUCUCCUUCUGCACAUAUGUUCAAUGGGUUCCAAUGAGUGACGUCAUUGUAGCUCAAAGUGGUGAUAAUCUAUCCAUUUGGUACAAUCCAGAUUUACCAGAGCAAGUGACAAAUAUGAAGAUUAAGGGAGAAGUUGAAGCGGUUCUUAGAGAUGCUGAUAGAACAGAAGUUAUAGUUCAGGAACCGACAGCAAAAGUUGCAUAUGAACUUGACAAUACUCAAAUUGAAUUUGGAGCUGCACUGGAAAAGCGAGACUUCGAUAGAGCAGUGGCAUUCCUUGAAUCUAACACCAGUGGGACUGAUGCCUAUUCAAUGUGGAUAAGAGUUGCAGAAAUGGCUCUGGAACAUGGAAAUCUGUUUGUCGCGCAAAGAUGCUAUGCGGCAAUUAACGAUGUGGCAAAAGUUAGAAAACUUCAUGAUAUUCUAGAAAUUGCCGACGAAGCAUCGAUUUCCAUUGGAGGUGAUGGAACUCACUUUUACAAAGUCCGCGCCAUGUUGGCAAUUAUGGGAAGAAAGUUCAAAGAGGCCGAGAGAAUAUUUUUGGAACAAAAUGACACGGAAUCUGCAAUUGGGAUGUACACAUCUUUGCAUAAAUGGGAUGAAGCAUUGGAGUUGGCAAAAGUGCUUAAUUAUCCAGAGUAUGAGCAACUGAAGACAAGUUACCUUCGAGCGCUGAGUGAUACAGGACAAGAUUCCAAAGCUGCAGAGCUCAAAGUCUCUGAUGGUGACACCCUUUCGGCAAUUCAGCUGUAUAUCAAAUCCAACAAGCCACUUUCUGCUCUCAGUGCUGCAAACAACGACAGUGUUCUCUCGCAAGAUGAGAAUAUUCUUCGACAAAUCGCAGAUUCCCUUGUCAAAUCACAACUCUACGACAAGGCUGGAGAUGUUUAUGAAAAGCUGAAGGAUUUUGAUAAAGCUGUCGAAUACUUCAAGAAAGGAGACGCUUACGGAAAAGCCAUACAGCUUGCUCGAUUCGCGUUUCCUGAAAAAGUUGUCACUCUGGAGCAGGAAUGGGGCCUACAUCUGGAAUACAUUGGACAGUAUGAUGCUGCCGUUAAUCAUUUUGUUGAAGCCAAUGAUCUCAAGAAAGCAGUUGAAGCGGCUAUUCGAGCUAAAGAGUGGCCUAAAGCAUUAUCCAUAGUGGAAAACAUUCAGGAUCAAAAAGUAAGAACUGGAUACUAUGGAGAAAUUGCAGAUCAUUAUUCCAAUAAAGGAGACUUCGAGAGAGCUGAAAGACUAUUUGUUGAAGCCGGUCUUUUUAAUGACGCAAUUAUGAUGUACGGGAAGAAUAACAAGUGGAUUGACGCAUUCCGUUUAUCAGAGGAGUUUCAUGGACGAGAAGCUACAAUUUCAUCAUAUCUCGCCAAGGCAGAAGAUUUGGAUGAGCAUGGUCGAUUUGCAGAAGCUGAGCAACUAUAUAUAACAAUUGGCAUGCCACAUAAAGCAAUUCAAAUGUACGAUAGGGUUGGAAGAGAUGAUGAUGUGCUCCGAUUGGUGGAGAGGUACCAUGGUGAACAUAUGCAUGAAACUCGAAAACGAUUUGCUACCCAAUAUGAGGAGCGUGGAGACCUUAAAGCUGCUGAAGAGCAGUUCUUAAAAGCUGGAGACUUCCGAUCCGCUGUUAACAUGUACAAAGACAGCGAAAUGUGGUCGGAUGCGUACAGAAUUGCAAAGACCGAAGGUGGUGAAAAUAUGGAGAAACAAGUUCUGUUUAUGUGGGCGAAAAGUAUUGGUGGUGAUGCUGCAGUGAAGUUGUUGAACAAGCACGGAAUGCUCAUGGAAGGAAUUGACUUUGCUUGCGAAACUGGUGCAUUCGACUUGGCAUUUGAUUUGGCAAGAAUCGGAGCUAAGGAUCGGAUGGGUACUGUGCACGUGAGAUUGGCGACUCAGUUAGAGGAGGAAGGGAGAUUGGAGGAUGCAUCGAAGCAUUACGUGGAAGGUAACAAACCGGAACUUGCUGUUGAAAUGUUCAUCCGUGACAACGAUUGGGCUGAUGCUGAAAGAGUUGCGAAAGAUCACUGCGAAAGCCUUCUACCCGAUGUCUACACCGGACAAGCACGCCGUGCAAUUGAGGAAGGAGAUCAUCUCCGAGCAGAAACUUUCUUGCUUCGAGCCAACAAACCAGACAUUAUCUUAAGAUACUUCAUUGAAAACGAGAUGUGGCCAGAUGCGUUGAGAAUUGCGCAAAACUACUUACCCCACCAGGCGGCUCUUAUUCAAGAGGAAUAUGAAAAAUCUGAAUUGAGAAACGGAGCACGUGGUGUUGAUUCAUUUGUUGCUCAGGCGAAGGAAUGGGAGCAACAAGGUGACUGGAGGAAGGCGGUCAGUGCACUUCUGAAAAUCAACAGAGAUUCCACGGAUAAUGAUGCACUGAUCAAGCAUAGCACAGAAAAAGCCGCCGACUUAGUGAUGAAGUUUCUCAUGGGAGAUGAAGAAUAUAUUGGAGCAGCACUUGGAGCAUUGGAUGAAGCGAAUUGUAACGAAAAGGCUGCGGAGUUGCUAUUGCUGUUUGGUCAAAGUAGACAAGCUAUAAAUGCACUGUGUAGAGCAAAGCAAUGGGCUAAAGCGAAACAAGUAGCACAAGAAUAUUUACCGGAAAUGGUUCCCGAAAUUGAGAAAAUUUACAAAGAAAGCCUCAAAAGUGAGGGUCGCCUUGGAGAAUUGAUUGAUGUGGAUGUGAUUACGGCGAUUGAUAUGAUGAUUGAAAAUGAUCAAUGGGAUAAGGCAUUGGAUACCGCGAAAUCUCAAAAUUAUCGACCACUCCUUGACAAAUACGUCGCUCAAUAUGCAGCCAUUUUGGUGCAUCGUAAUGAUUUAUCGAGAGUCCUUGCUGUUCUGGAAAGAUACGGAGCUUCCGCGAACCCUGCAAACUUUUCAAUUUACAAAUUGCUCAUGGAGGAAACGUUGGCAAAACCUCGCUUUGAUUACACCGAAAUUGCUAGAGUUCGAAAUGUGCAUUUGGAUGUCUAUAACGCAUUGCAAAAAGAGAGUUCUGAGCAUUUCGAGGAGUUCUCUAGAGCUCUCUGGGCUUUACAUCUCAUUGCCAUGCGAACCGCGUUGGAAGAGAUUGGAGAUUCUGUGCCAGAAGUUCAGAAGCUUUGUCUGAAACAGUCGUUGUCACUGUUGAGAUACACGGAUAUACUGGUGGCGGACAGGAUCUUCUACGAAGCUGGAGCAGCUGCAAAGGAUUAUGGGAGUGAAUACGAAUCGCUUGGGUUCUUGCUUUUGAAUCAUUAUCUGGACUUGGUAGAUGCAAUUGAAGAAGGAAAUGGUGAGCUCGUGGAUUAUAGUCCAUUUGAGAAUAGUGAUAUUCCGACAGAGGUGUCACUUCCAACAAGGCAAUGGCUAGAGAGCGCCAAACACGAGGAAAUGAAAGAAUGGGUUCUUGCCUCAUCAGUCGAUGAUGCUCACGCAAAAGAGCUAGUAUAUGAUAAGCGAGGAGUCUUCGAAGCUUCCCUUAAAGAUAAGAGAGGUACGGCCGAACCGUGUCUAGUAACUGGCUAUCCGGUCAUUGAGAGUACAGUUCGCAUUGGAAGUAUGGUCGCCGAAAAGGACAAUUUGAACAAGUUUCUCGUUGUGAUCAAGUCAAAUCAGACGGAGAACCUACUGAAUGUGCAAAAUUUUGUUGCGAAGUGGGCUGGAUCGCCGUUGGCUAUUUCGUUGUGAUGCGCCAUCACCAAAACUUGAAUGACAAUCAUUUUAUUUUUGAGCAAAAUAAACAGUGUAUAUAU